This is a messenger RNA of Oreochromis niloticus (Nile tilapia), 5555 nucleotides long. Its product is annotated as ADP-ribosylation factor-like protein 15. NCBI's taxonomy places the organism in Eukaryota, Metazoa, Chordata, Actinopteri, Cichliformes, Cichlidae. The record is from RefSeq and is a predicted model, not a curated record. Gene Ontology annotation, molecular function: GTP binding; GTPase activity. Bases 422 to 1066 code for a protein of 214 amino acids. The transcript is spliced from 6 exons.
AUGUGACCGCGUUGCGUGCGCAAAACGACGUGCGUGACGUAGCGUGGAGGCUUCGUAACAGUUUCCUCAACCAAACACUCAACUGAUAUUGUGUGAUAAAAACUGGAAGUCCGCCGGUGAAAGAAGGAGCUGUUUGUUGAGAAAUACACUCACCAACCCGGCGACCCUCGUCUUCUGAAACAACCGGAGACUCUACUGCACUGAAAGUUGGUUCAGUGGCGAAGAAGGCGGCUACAUUCUGCCUGUAAACCCUCCGAAAAGGGCUGGUUUUUAUUUUGCUUUGACUGUAGAAAGGCGGGGGAUACGAAGCGACCUACGGUGAAAAUCCGUAACAUUUUCGACUAACUGAAGAAAACAGAAAACAAAAAACGGAAUUACUACAGAGCCAGUUUGUGCUGCGGUGACUGGUCAGCGAUAGUACAUGGAUUAUCUGUCCAACCCACUGCCAUUAUCUUUCCCUGACAAGUUACUAUUUGACAUGCAUAGCCACAACUGCAACCUGUGUUUUCGGGCACUGUGCUGUAAAGGACCCCCACCGCCGAGACCAGAGUAUGAUGUGGUGUGCAUUGGCCUGACAGGUGCUGGAAAGACCAGCUUGCUCUCACGCCUCUGUAGUGAGAGCACCGAUGGCAUAGUUCCUACAACAGGUUUCAGCAUCAAAGCAGUACCGUUUCCAAAUGCCAUCUUGAAUGUAAAAGAACUUGGAGGAGCUGACAACAUCAAGAAGUAUUGGAGUCGUUACUACCAAGGAUCACAGGGUGUAGUCUUCGUACUGGAUAGCGCAUCAUCAGAUGAGGACCUGGAGGCGGCACGUAAUGAGCUCCACUCGGCUCUGCAGCACCCACAGCUCUGCACACUACCUUUCCUCAUCCUUGCAAAUCAUCAGGACAAGCCUGCUGCAAGAACGCCAAACCAGCUUUCUCCUGCGGGAACUGUUCGAUGCUGUUUGCUGGAGCUGAAGUGGGUGGUGUCAGCGAUGCAACCCUGCCACCCUGCUCCAGUGUCCUCGUAUGUCCCUGUCUGGUUUACCCACCCUGCCACUUCCCUCCUGCAGAGUCCUUUCUGAUGGCCAGCUUCUCUGAACCCAAACAACAGCUCCAUUUGUUCUGCCAGGGCUGGGAAUGCACUCAGCCAUCUUUAGUUAUGUUUCUGCCAGCCACAGUGAAUGCCAAACCUGUGGACCUUACUUCUGUGCCAGCUCUUCUUUUUCUCCUUCUUUUCUUUCACUGUGUCUGAGUACAUGACACCGGCAGGGUUUAAGUCACUGUUAAAAGGUCCUGAAAAGGUACUGUCCACGUGGCUGUUGUACUGUAUUAGCCUAAGUCGAAAUUGAAAGACUAGACAGAUGCAAAUUGUAGAUUAGUUUUUAAUCAAUUAAACAAAUGUCAAUCUAAAACUCUUAGCUACAAGAUUAAAACAGACUGCCUGAUGUUGUUUAGGUCAGUCUCAUGUCACUAAAACAGUCCUGACCUGUCGGGGCAUGGACACAGAUUGCUCUGAAGGUGUCCCGUAGUGUCUGGCACCAAGAUGUUGGCACUGGAUCCCUUGGGUCCAAUGGGUUAUGCCAUAUCCUGUGGAUGCCCAAGGAGUUGGGUGGCCAAAUUGCGCUUUAAGCUCUUUUUCAUGUUUCUUGAGCUGUUCCCAAGCACACUGUGGACACUUUAAAAUUAUGUGGCAUGGCGCAUUAUCACGCUGGAUGAGACUGCUGCCAAAACUGUUUGGGUGGGUGGUACGUGUCAAAGUAGAAUCUGUAUAUUUGUAAAAUACUCCUGCGCUACUUUCCUCUUGAGGCACGCAUGAUGAGAAUACAACCACUUCCAGACACUAAGGGAAAAUACAUGACAUUUUUCUUUUUGCCUCGUCAAUCUUUAGUGGGUUGUCCUAUAUCGCUACUUUUGUAAUAUGCAGUUUUAUUCAUUCCAUUCUACAAGUUAUUGUAGACAAGACAUUUGUUUUAUUAUUUUAAUUUCUUUUAGUGUGUCACACCUUACUUGGCAUAGCCAAAAAACAUGACUAUAUUUUCAGCUAUUUGCAUUUAAAAAGCCACCGCUCAUUGGGGACAAAUAGACCGUGGACAAGAUCUGAACGCCUCAUUGCCCAACACUCCUCAGUCACUGUUGUGUGAGAGAUGGAUGAGUGAGUGUAUGUAAACACUGCAUUGGGUCCCAGGUCUUCUCAUAGUGCAGAGCCAGUGUGGAACUCUUCAGUUUGCUCUUGAAGGACUUAAGAAAACACAAGUCGCUGAUAGCAAUCACUCAGUCACAGAAAUCCAGUUGUAACCAUCACUUCAAACAGUCCCUGUGGCUGAAUUGUUGACUCAAAAGAAACAGUGGGCAGAAGUCAUGGAGCAAGAACAAAUAAGCAACUGAAAUGGUUUCUAUCCUGUUUAAUUCAAACUAAGUCUGUUUACUUCCCAUUUCUGAUGCAACUGGUUGAGUUGCAUUGACCUAUUUGGUCUUUAUGAACAACAAAGUAAGGCUUUCCAGAAUUACUACUGGUGUCCCUGUCAGCCUGACUAAGAGGACAACAGAGAAAGUUGGCAAAAGGAAAUGGGCAGGGAGAACUUCCUCAGCCAAGCAGAGAGAAUGAAGAAAGGCAGUAGUCUGCUCUGUCUGGUACAUUACCCGUGAAUGAGGCCAGAACACAUCGGUAAACUCAAAGAGGAUGCAGUCCUAGAAUAAGGAGAACUCAAAGAGAAAAUAAUUCUGGCCACUGAUUCUGUAAAUCUUAAAUUCAAAUGCAGUUUACUUUAGUUAUUGUAUGUGAAAAUUGAGCAUAUGGUACAUAUAACAGUCGUAUCUCUAUAUUUGAUAUGUUGUCCUUCAGUAAAAGGUGAAUUGACAAUGUUGACAUUUUGUUUUGUUUUUAUUUACAUCUUAUAGUAUGUCCCAACACUUGUGAAAACAGGGCUGUAUGCUCCCCUUUUCUUUUUCUUCCUCUGAUUCUAGUGUCAGAGCAAGGUCAAGCAUCACCUGCUUUCUUGUCAGUUCUUAUCUAUGUUAGUGGGAACCCACCUUGUAAACAACUGGCCAUCUGAUCCACAUGGCCCAUCUCUCUCCACUUUUAGAAGCAAGUGGCCCCUUAAUGGGGAUGUCCUGGCUGGCAUGGAUAUGUCCAGACUUGUUGUACACGUCCCCCCUUCUGUCCCUCCCUGUGAAUCACAGAGAUGUCUUAGAAGGGAUAUGCUCAUCUUUCAAGUGAUUUAGGCAGUGUUAUUUUCUGGGUCUUAUUCUUAACAACAGUUACCAUGUAGGACAUCUGAUUAUAGCUACAUCCUAGGUGUUCACGGCUUAUUUUGUGGUCAUGAUAUCAUGAACACAAGAGAUAUGCAUGACCUCAGUGGAGCAUGUUUAUGUGCCUGGCUUAAUCCGGGGCACCAGUGGGGAGACUAGGUCUGCAUUCCACAGUAUAACAGUAUGAUAAACAUGUAUAACAUGUUUAUCAUUACAGUUAGAAAAAACAAAUGUCCCAAACUUCCAUGGACCAGGAAAAAAACACAGAUAACAGCAGACAACAGUAGUAAUGAUCAAACACAAGUACAGUAAGAAAUAAAUGUUGUGGUAAAUGGCCUAUAAUCACAGAGUUAAAACUUAAUCUAUUAGAUGCUUUGAUCUUUUCCGCUCGUAAUCUCUAAGGACAUGCAAUACCACAAUUCAGCGGAAUGAUUAAACCUUGUUCCCUCUUAGUCUAAAUAGCUUUUUUUUUUUUGUCCAGCACGGUAAUAAUUUUCUGCAUUAGUCAACCUGUAAUAAAGUGGUAUUAAAGUCCAGAGCAGUGCUUCGUAUUGUACUCUUUGCUUUUUAUGUUUGCAUGCAGUUUUAACGGGGGGGAAUUUGCAGGUGGUGAUGAACUUUUGGCAUUUAGAUGAGCAGUUUUGGACUGCUGCAGUGUAUUUGAUCUGCCUUAAGAAGAUGGACCCAGACAUUUUAAGGUAUUUUGUUCGGCAGUGCAAUACGACUGCAGCACAGACACUCACUGCAGACAGUAUUGUGUGGGACUUGGCAGACACCCCCUGAAGCGUCUUUUGAAAAAGGUUACCUUGUUUGCCCCUUGAGCUAUUUUCGCUCUGCCUCUCUGUCUGGACUUGCCAGUCUGUGAAAAUACUCCUCACUAACCUUACCUCCUCCUCUCUCCCUCCCAUCCCAUCCCAUGUCUGUCAUGACAUCACAAACAUCAGGUAUCCAAAGCAGAGAGCAGUAAAUGGGCGUUAGUUUAAUAAGCAUUAUUAACACACCUGCUUUGCAGUGCAUUCCUGAUUACAUGGUCUAAUGGGACUGGCACUCCAAGUAGGAUUAGUCAAGCCUCGGGGUCUACACCUGAACCUCAGUGAAACUCUGAAAUGCAAACAUCUUCUAACUCAAAUACAAAGAACUGUGAAAAAGUAGCCCAGUUGUGACCGUUUUACUUUUCUGCUUGUUUACCCCUACACACCAAAUCCUGUGAUCCACCUUGUUUAUCUGAUUGUUCUUUUUAAAUUCAAAGACUGCAAUAACUCAAAAGAAUAAUUAACUAAUAAACCAAGAUUUUGUCUGUAUUUAGAUGGUGGUCUGUAAUACACAAGUUGAUUAAUGUAGUUCCAGGUGAUUAAAGUUCUCCAUCUUUUUUAAUGGCUAUCCAUCAGGUGGAUUCCCAUCUGUGAACCAUUGUAAACCAGAACAAAUAAAACAGCAACAGUAACAGUUGUUUCAGUCUGAAUUGCCAUGACAGGCACAUUUGUGUGAAGGUGCAAAUCUGGCUUAAAUCAACACAGAUUCGUAUAUAUUGAUCAUUUUCAUGUUUCAGUCAGAACGAAUAAGUUAGUUUUGGGACUAAUAUGGUUUCUCCAUCCAAAGCAAGUUUUAUUUCCCCACAUUUGUGUCUUGGCUGUGCAGAGGGACAGGCUAUGAGGACACAGCCAGCGCAGAGAUUAUGGAGUCAUGCUUGUGUACAUUCAGCAAGGUGACAAUUUGUUUACCAUUUUUGUUGUAUGUUGAUUAGUUGAAGAGUUUGCUUCAGGAUGAAAGGGAAUGGCCACGGCAAAGUUGACCACAAAAUGAAGAAGAAGAAAAAAAUGACUUCAAAGAUCAAAACAUUCAGGAGAGAAGCACAGACAAUGGCUGCAGUUUUUAACUCUUGGUUUUACUCUUCCACCAAAAAGCUAAGGUUAACAAACAUCAGCCCACAUUAACAGUUUUACCACAGAUUUUUGACACUGUUACCAAGUGGGAGUAGACACAUGGAACAUGCGUGUGCAGGACUAUAAAGCUACAUGUUCCACAAACACAGUACCAUGCCAUGUAUACAUGGUACUUAACUCAUCCUUUGUGUGUUUUCCAACCAUUAAGCAUCUCUUUACAAACAAAACCAGGUAGACGAAUGGAUUUUAGUGAUCUUCUAAAAGGGGAAAAAAAGAUUCUAAUACAGGUGCGUUUGAGAGGCAGAGCGUUUGAGCUUCUGUCUAAUCAAAGUUUUUAGAGGCUCUUAUUGGAUCACUGCUGAGACACAUGGACCCUGAGACAUUUCUGCAAAUGUCGCCCUAAGACAGUCUGCAGUUCUGAUGCACAGAUGGUAAGAAC